This is a messenger RNA of Argentina anserina (silverweed cinquefoil), 999 nucleotides long. RefSeq names its product electron transfer flavoprotein subunit beta, mitochondrial. The record is from RefSeq and is a predicted model, not a curated record. Gene Ontology annotation, cellular component: mitochondrion. NCBI's taxonomy places the organism in Eukaryota, Viridiplantae, Streptophyta, Magnoliopsida, Rosales, Rosaceae. Gene Ontology annotation, molecular function: electron transfer activity. Gene Ontology annotation, biological process: amino acid catabolic process; fatty acid beta-oxidation using acyl-CoA dehydrogenase. The transcript has 5 exons. Bases 89 to 844 code for a protein of 251 amino acids.
AGAACCCUCUCUCUUCCCCUCAGAAGUGAUCAUCCCAACUCAAUCCCAUUUUCCAUUUCACUCUCACAACAAAGAACUCGACUCAACCAUGAAGAUCAUGGUGGCCAUUAAGCGCGUGGUCGACUACGCCGUCAAAAUCCGAGUCAAGUCCGACAAGAGCGGCGUGGAGACCCAGAACGUGAAGAUGUCGAUGAACCCAUUUUGCGAGAUCGCUUUAGAAGAAGCCAUUCGGAACAAAGAGUCGGGCUUGGCUUCUGAGGUCGUGGCGGUCACUAUGGGAAUGAAACAGAGCGUCGAUACGUUAAGGACAGGUCUGGCUAUGGGAGCUGAUAGGGCUAUACACGUGGAGACUGGUGGGCCCUUGUACCCUUUGUCAGUAGCUAAGCUUUUGAGAGCUUUGGUGGAGAUUGAGAAGCCUGGUCUUCUCAUUCUGGGGAAACAGGCUAUUGAUGAUGAUUGCAAUCAAACUGGGCAAAUGGUGGCGGGGCUGUUGAAUUGGCCUCAAGGGACUUUUGCUUCAAAGGUUGUGCUGGAUAAAGAGAAGCAGGUAGUGACAGUGGACAGAGAAGUUGAUGGUGGUCUUGAGACUCUGUGUCUAGAUCUACCAGCUGUGAUUACCACUGAUUUGAGGUUAAAUCAACCUAGGUAUGCAACACUCCCCAACAUAAUGAAAGCGAAAUCAAAGCCCAUAAAGAAGUUCACACCACAGGAUCUGAAUGUGGAAAUUAAAUCCGACAUAGAAGAGGUUCAAGUCACAGAACCUCCUAAUAGAAAAUCAGGGGUUAUUGUGUCUUCUGUGGAUGAGCUGAUUGACAAGCUUAAAAACGAAGCCCAUGUCAUUUGAUUUCUGUAAUUAUUUCGCUUACUGAUCAAGCAUCCAAGCUUACCCAAGUUGAAUGUUCGACCACAAAAGUUGAAUUUUCGACUGCAAAAAAUGAUCCUCUGAUCGAAUAAUAAUGCUCAUUACACAUGGAAAUAGAAGCUCAUUGUUAUUGUAUA